Zea mays is the source of this 772-nucleotide messenger RNA. Its product is annotated as 60S ribosomal protein L22-2. Gene Ontology annotation, biological process: cytoplasmic translation. The record is from RefSeq and is marked provisional. Gene Ontology annotation, molecular function: RNA binding; structural constituent of ribosome. Lineage: Eukaryota; Viridiplantae; Streptophyta; Magnoliopsida; Poales; Poaceae. The transcript is spliced from 2 exons. Gene Ontology annotation, cellular component: ribosome. The coding region runs from base 65 to 457 and encodes 130 amino acids.
GGAAACCCUAGCCGCCAUAUCUCACGAUCCACUCGAGCACCAAGCCGAGGGAAGGUGAGGAGCGAUGGCGCGCGGCGUGGUGUCGGCGAAGGGCGGCGCGGUCGCGGGCAAGAAGAAGGGGUCGGUUUCCUUCACGAUCGACUGCACCAAGCCAGUGGAGGACAAGAUCAUGGAGGUCGCCUCGCUCGAGAAGUUCCUGCAGGAGCGCAUCAAGGUCGCCGGCGGCAAGGCUGGCAACCUCGGCGACUCCGUCACCAUCUCUCGCGAGAAGACCAAGGUCACCGUCACCUCUGACGGACCCUUCUCCAAGAGGUACCUGAAGUACUUGACCAAGAAGUACUUGAAGAAGCACAACGUGCGGGAUUGGCUACGCGUGGUUGCUGCCAACAAGGACCGAAACGUCUAUGAGCUCCGCUACUUCAACAUUGCUGAGAACGAGGGCGAGGAAGAAGAUUAGAUUGCACUACGCUUAUAUUUUAGUAUUGAACUCGUUGCAUUUUGAUACCUGUACCCGUAGUUUCGCAAAUGUCCCAUGUUAUGGUGUGGUAUGGUUAAUUUGAAGAAUCCUUAUGUACUGAAUCUCUGCAAAAAGCUAUGUUGUGGACAGAAGUGUAACGUGCCGGAUUUCUUGCAUUUCUUAGGGCUAUUUUGAGAACCCUAUUUUCUUAAGGGGUUUUUAUUUUUAAGUGAAAUUAGUUUAGUUUUUCUUUGAGAAAAAUAGAAAUCCUUUAGGGCUGAUUUGGUGGAUAUGGAAUUGGAGGGAAUCAGAGUC